Arabidopsis thaliana (thale cress) is the source of this 1176-nucleotide messenger RNA. RefSeq names its product F-box and associated interaction domains-containing protein. The transcript has a single exon. The record is from RefSeq and is marked reviewed. Bases 1 to 1176 code for a protein of 391 amino acids. NCBI's taxonomy places the organism in Eukaryota, Viridiplantae, Streptophyta, Magnoliopsida, Brassicales, Brassicaceae.
AUGACGAUGAUGUUCGAUCUUACGCAGGAUUUGGUGAAAGAGAUAUUGUCUAGGGUUCCGAUAACUUCCCUAGGAGCAGUGAGAUCCACUUGCAAAGGAUGGAACGCUUUAUCCAAAGAUCGGAUUCUAUGUAAAGCAAAACCAAAACAGCAGUUUCAUCAAGGGUUCAUGCUGUCUGAUUAUAGGCUUCGUUCAAUGAGGUUCAAUAUCUCUGGAACCUUCAAGGAAAAUGGUGAAGAAUUCGUUAACUUAUCAGUAAAGGAGAUUGGUAAUUUUCUUAAUAAAGUUGAGAUAUCUCAUAUGUAUUACUGCGGCGGUAUAUUGUUAUGUGUCACCACGGAUACUAGGCUCGUGAUUUGGAACCCGUAUUUGGGGCAAAUCAGGUGGAUCCAACUCAAAACAGAAACUAUGUAUUCCACGUUUUGUCUCAGAUAUGACAACAACAAAAACCACAAGAUAUUGAGGUUUCUCGAUAAUAAACAGGGCUCAUACGAAAUUUACGAUUUGAAGUCUUAUUCAUGGAGGGCUUUUGAUGUCAUUCCCAAGUGGGAUAUAGAUGAUGAUGGGCAGAGUGCAUCGGUAAAGGGAAAUACUUACUUUAGGACGAUAGAUGAAACCCCAAAUUUACUAAUCUGUUUUGAUUUUACGGCAGAAAGAUUUGGAAAGCUUCUUGAUCCACCUUUUCAGCAUGGUUGGAUGAGUCUAUCCUGGGUUAGAGAAGAGAAACUCGUAGCCUUAUAUCAGCACUUGGAUACAUCUAUGAUAGAGAUUUGGAUUACUACUAAGAUAGAGCCCAAUGCACUAUCGUGGACCUCCUUCUUAAAAUGUUAUAUUGAGCAACUCAUUGCUCUUGAUUUUUGGUUUGAUAUAGAUUACAACAAUUUCUUCAUUGACGAGGAGAAGAAACUCGCGGUGGUUAUUGAUAAAGUCGAAUCUGAAGACUGCAAAAGAUCUAAUUCUCACAUCAAUUCUUACAUCAUUGGAGAUGAUGGCUACUUGAAAAAAAUGAAUAGUCUUGGAAACACUGCAAGAUCUUAUACCGCAAUUAUGUUAUCUAGCUGUUACGUUUCAAGUUUAGUGCAAAUUGAUGAUCCCAUUGCAAGACGCAGAAGAAGAGAGAGGAACAGCAAACGAAAAGAGAAGAAGAGGAAGGGAACCACCAACAACAAGGUGUAA